CAAUAUUAUAAGUGGGAAAUGGGUGUAGAAUUUUGAAAGCUAGCAAAGCAGCCAAACUCAGUGUGUGGCUCAGAUCUCAAACGCUGCAAAUUUACUCCUACAGAGAAUGAAAGAAAACAAGAUGGGUCAGUCAGAGAAGUAGCUCAAUCCAGUGAGUGCAAAGAAUAUGGAAACCCCACUUCGACUCACUACGCUCUUCCUUCUUCUCUUUCUUAUCAUUUCCUUCUUUAAAGCCCCUUCAGUAGCAGAAGCAGCAGCUGGUCCAAAGCACAGGCCGGGUUUUCUCUAUACCAGAACCAGAGGAAGAUGCACCCCACAGUUCUGGAGCAGCAGGAGGGAGGCGUGGCCAAGGAUGGUCCCACAGACAUCGACGGUUUCAAAUGUGUUCGGUUCGAUAGCUUACGAACGGUUCAGAUACGAUCUGACGUUGAUGGAGGCAACGGCGAGGAACGACGAUGAUAACGUGUUCCCUAGGCUGCUGAAGCAAGCUAGCGCUGCUCUGCUCAACUCGUAUGCGAGGAAGGGAUUUCCGUACACGGCUUGGGAGGUGAAGACUCUGGUGAUUCAGGCUCUGGUCUCCGAGGAAGCGGCGGCCCUUCAAGCCCAACGAUUCUCCAUCGUCAAUCAGGCCUGUAACUAAUGGGCCCCCCACUCGGUUUUUGUUUUGUUUUGCGUGUCCUCGUCUCGUUGGGUACGGUGUUUUGUAAUAAGAUAUGAAAAUUGAAAAUUUGGAUUAACUACUUUUUGUGCUAGCUAGGACUCAUUCAGCUGGAUUUCAUGAAUGAUACCUCAUCCUAAUUAGCUGCUUUGAAUUAUUUUUAUUUAUAUUAAUGGCAUGCCUCAGUUAUUAUA
This is a messenger RNA of Ziziphus jujuba (common jujube), 852 nucleotides long. RefSeq lists its product as uncharacterized. NCBI's taxonomy places the organism in Eukaryota, Viridiplantae, Streptophyta, Magnoliopsida, Rosales, Rhamnaceae. The transcript is spliced from 2 exons. The coding region runs from base 167 to 640 and encodes 157 amino acids. The record is from RefSeq and is a predicted model, not a curated record.